Messenger RNA from Parnassius apollo (apollo), 516 nucleotides. NCBI's taxonomy places the organism in Eukaryota, Metazoa, Arthropoda, Insecta, Lepidoptera, Papilionidae. The record is from the annotation of a GenBank genome assembly.
AUGGGCAAUACUCAUAAUAUUGACAGUGCUUUAUUAGAAUAUUUAAAAACUAACAGACAGUCUAAACCAUUGACAUCAGAUAGGAACAGGAAAGUCGUGAUUGAACCUGGAAAAUCUGUUACAGUUGAUGAUAUUCAAAACCGGACUAAAGAUACUAAGAAACGUCCCGCAAAAAACAAAUCUGCUCUAAUAAAAAGUACCGCUGUUCAAAAAGCUAAAAACCAGAUAUUGAACGAUACACCUUCAACGGCAAGUGUCGGCAAAGAGAAUAAAAUUUUAGAUCAAUUCAAAGACGAACUAUACUUCUGUGAUAACUUCUCUUUAUCAUUCUUGGCAGGCAAAAAUAGCGUUAACGAAAAUGAUACAAUUGAUAAUAUGAUAGGAAAUAAUGACGAAUACAAUUUAAACACACAUACAACAGAAGAUCAAGCUUUACCAACUUUUACUGAAAUUGACAUAUUAGACGAAAAAACGGAACUUUACUCUCACAAAUUACACCCACAUUAUGUGAAAUAA